AUGACCAUCGACGACGACAUGUACGGUACCGAAAAGAGCUUUGGGAGACAGUCGCAAAAUUCCGACUACUGUGGCGAGUCCUCUCGCUUCCACGAGGGCAUUGGGAGACGGGUCAUGGAGAGUUUCAAGCGGGAUCCGAAUUUUGCCAUGACGCCCAAGGGCAGCAUGGGAGCCGAUGGCAAGGUCUACGACGUCGAAGGUGCAGCAGCCAACACAGCAAACUCGCCUCUGGCAAGAAGACUCAAAGGUCGCCAUCUGCAGAUGAUUGCCAUUGGAGGCUCCAUUGGUACGGGCCUCUUCGUCGGCUCAGGACAAGCACUGGCAAAUGGAGGCCCAGCGUCGCUAGUCGUCGCCUACUGCCUCGUUGGUCUCAUGCUGUACUGCACAGUGCACGCGCUCGGAGAGAUGGCGGUGCUUUUCCCCGUCGCCGGCUCCUUUUCGGCAUAUUCCACUCGCUUUCUCGACCCAGCGUGGGGUUUCGCCAUGGGUUGGAAUUAUGCUCUGCAAUGGCUAGUCGUGCUGCCAUUGGAGAUCGUCGCUGCCACCUUCACUAUCGAAUUUUGGAAUCAUGGAUCGGUCAACAACAACGCUUGGGUUGCCAUCUUCUUGAUAUUGAUUGUCAUUAUCAACCUGUUUGGUGUCAAGGGAUACGGCGAGGCUGAAUUCGUCUUCUCCAUCAUCAAAAUCACUGCAGUCAUUGGCUUCAUUAUCCUCGGCAUCAUCAUCAAUAUUGGUGGUGGCCCCCAGGGCGGCUACAUUGGCGGGAGGUUUUGGCGAGACCCUGGUGCCUUCAACAAUGGCUUUAAGGGCCUAUGCAGUGUCUUUGUCAAUGCCGCCUUUGCUUUCUCCGGAACUGAGCUCGUCGGACUGGCGGCUGCAGAGACAGCCAAUCCCCGCAAAUCCCUACCCACGGCCGUCAAGCAAGUGUUUUGGCGCAUCUCGCUCUUCUACAUUGUCUCUUUGACCAUCGUAGGCGUCCUGGUUCCCUAUGACGAUCCCAGACUCCUACAGGAUAGCAACACUGCCGACGUCGUCGCCUCCCCAUUCGUCAUCGCCAUCAAGAAUGCUGGGAUCGAGGGUCUUCCAUCCGUCUUCAAUGCCGUCAUCAUGAUUGCCGUCCUCUCCGUCGGCAACUCCUCCAUCUACGGCUCCUCCCGUACCCUCGCCGCGCUGGCAGAACAACACCAAGCCCCUCGCAUCUUCGCCUACAUUGAUCGCCAGGGCCGUCCCCUCGUCUCCAUCGCCUUUGCCUCCUCCCUCGGCCUCCUCGCCUUCCUCGCCGGCGCAAGACGUGAGCUCCAAGACCAAGCCUUCAACUGGCUCCUCGCCCUCUCCGCCCUGUCCGCAAUCUUCACCUGGCUCUCCAUCUGCCUCGCACACAUUCGCUUCCGCCAGGGCUGGAAAGUCCAAGGCCACAGCCUCGACGAACUGGCUUUUCGCUCCCAGCCAGGCAUCAUCGGCUCCUACAUUGGCCUCUUCCUCAACUGCCUCGUCCUCGUCGCCCAAUUCUACGUCUCGGUCGCGCCCUUUGAUAUGGACAGGCUCACUACCGCUGGCCGUCUCCAACGCUUCUUUAGCGUCUACCUCGCCCUCCCCGUCACCAUUGCUUUUUACAUUCCCUACAAAAUCUGGUUUCGCACCUCCAUGGUGCGCUCGCAUAACAUGGAUCUCGUCACUGGCAUUCGCGAACUCAACAUCCAGGCCCUCAUUGAAGAAGAGCGCGAGGAAAGACGCAAGUGGCCAAAGUGGAAGAAGGUCUAUAAAUUCUUUUGCUGA
This is a messenger RNA of Plenodomus lingam JN3, 1776 nucleotides long. RefSeq lists its product as uncharacterized. Gene Ontology annotation, molecular function: amino acid transmembrane transporter activity. NCBI's taxonomy places the organism in Eukaryota, Fungi, Ascomycota, Dothideomycetes, Pleosporales, Leptosphaeriaceae. The record is from RefSeq and is a predicted model, not a curated record. Gene Ontology annotation, biological process: amino acid transmembrane transport. Gene Ontology annotation, cellular component: membrane.